GUGAUGGCGCGAUGUUUCUGUAAUUUCACAAUGUAGUUUCAAAGAGCAGGUUUUUAGCACUUCAUCGCCGUGCUCUCCACCUCCAAGAAGACAGUUACAUGCAGAAUAAAGGGUAUCGCGGGAAAUAAUCACAUUUCUACGAUAUUUCACAACUCACCAGAAUGUUGAAGGAAGCAGACACUGUAAAUCAUCCCUAUUGGCCACGCAACCUGUCCAUUCCCAACUAUGUGGCUAAUGACCGUUCAAUGUCAGAGAUCCUGGUAUUCCUGUUCUCUGUGUCUGGGAUACUGCUGCUCGCCACCUGGUCACUGACUGGCCGUCAGGUGUCCGGAAGAAGUCUUGGCGGAGGGAGGAGGUUAGCUCUGUGCUGGUUCACCGUGUGCGGCUUCAUCCAUGGGGUCAUCGAGGGAUGGUUCUCUUUAUACUACACCAUCAUACCCGAAGACCAGAGUUUCCUUUCUCAACUGUGGAAAGAAUAUUCCAAAGGAGACAGCAGAUAUGCGAUAGCGGAUAAUUUCACUGUUAGCAUGGAGACGGUGACCGCGUGCCUGUGGGGUCCCUUCAGUAUAUGGAUUGUUUUGGCCUUCCUGUAUAACCAUUCUUACAGAUUUGUCCUGCAGCUCAUUGUGUCUCUAGGUCAGCUGUAUGGUGCCGUCCUCUACUUCUUCACUGAGCACAGAAAUGGAUAUAUUCACAGCGAAUACGGUCACCCCAUCUAUUUCUGGUUCUACUUUGUGUUUAUGAAUGUUUUGUGGAUUGUCAUUCCUUUCAUUCUUAUAGCAGACUCAUGGUGUCAGCUAUCUGCCUGCCAAUCCAUGUUUGAUAAAGUAGCACAUAAAGGCAAGUCUAAAAGAAGCUAGACGAGUAGACAAUGGAAGAGAUGUUAAAAAAGUACUGAAAUAAAACACUUGGGAAUGUAUACGUACACAUAUGUGAGGAGAUAAUAUAUUUUGAAUGUAAUUUUAUAAUAAUAGUGUCAUUCCUGGAAGAAAAUGCAAAAUGCCGUAAGUGUAAUGUGACAUAUUGAUUACAGAAAUGAAAAUGUUGAUUAAAUGCUCAGAAUAGUGCUCUAGUUUUUAUGACACCGUUGCACUGUAUCGGUUCUCUCUGCUCAGGUGCCUUUCUUCCUGUUGUAUUUUAUCAAAUUGUUAUAUCUGAGGUUUUAUUAAAUGUUGCACCCCUUA
Molecule: messenger RNA, 1184 nt
Organism: Puntigrus tetrazona (Sumatra barb)
Lineage: Eukaryota; Metazoa; Chordata; Actinopteri; Cypriniformes; Cyprinidae
Product: EBP cholestenol delta-isomerase
Exons: 5
Coding region: 162-860 (232 amino acids)
Biological process (GO): cholesterol biosynthetic process
Cellular component (GO): membrane; endoplasmic reticulum
Molecular function (GO): C-8 sterol isomerase activity; cholestenol delta-isomerase activity; steroid Delta-isomerase activity
Source: RefSeq, a predicted model, not a curated record